Molecule: messenger RNA, 2710 nt
Organism: Colletotrichum destructivum
Lineage: Eukaryota; Fungi; Ascomycota; Sordariomycetes; Glomerellales; Glomerellaceae
Exons: 10
Coding region: 133-2343 (736 amino acids)
Biological process (GO): regulation of DNA-templated transcription; DNA-templated transcription
Molecular function (GO): DNA binding; zinc ion binding; DNA-binding transcription factor activity, RNA polymerase II-specific
Source: RefSeq, a predicted model, not a curated record
GGUUUCUCGUUCAUCUCAACAUCUUGCGUUUUUCUUGUUCCUUUGAUCUGUCCUCGUCUCCGGGCUUCUCGAAUCUCUUGUCUCGGCUGUCGACCUGUUUUGAACUUGCACUCUUGGUGAAAAAAGCCGAGCAUGAGCAUGGCUGAUACUACGCCAGCACACAGUCCCGUCGGUGCUGGGUCGCGAACCCACAAGUCCUGCGAUGCCUGCAAGUCUCGUAAAGUCCGCUGCCCAAGCACCGGCCCACCAGGCCCCUGUGCCAACUGUACCCGUCGGAAGCAACAGUGUCGCUUUAGCGUCAAGAAGCUCGCGCACAGGCGAAAUGUCGCCGGUCAGCUUCUGCCAACCAACUACUCUCCAUCAAGCCAACGGGCACCCAGCCCGCCGGACGCAACAGCCGUUCUGGACCUAUCGACAUCGAUAUCAGACGGCCAAAUCAAACCCGAAGCCACGGAGACGCCAUCGCCGAAAUCCCCAUCACAUCGCAUCCAUGAACUCUACGUCGACCGCAUCCUCGCCCGAGCCCAGGAGCCAAAGGACUCUGACGGAAAGGCUCAAGAGGAUGCUAUGUUCGUCCCGAGCAAUAGCAUUCUUGGGGGUCCUAACAAUCUCACCUUCUUCUCGGACAGCAGACUGUUGUCGUUGUCGAAGCGUCUGCGGAACCGCAAAGUCAACGAGCUCGUCGGGAGGAUCUCGGCCGUCGUCAACGGCCGACUGCGGCGUGCCGACCCGGCGACGACGACCACACGCAAGACGGGGCAGCCCGGCACGGUGGUCUACCGCGGCAGCGCCAACUUGUACAUCCGCCUCUACUUCGAACGCGUGCACCCGACGCUCCCCUUCCUCGACAGGGCAUCGUUCGAGUCCACCGUCGCGAACCCCAACUUCCCCAGCCUCCUCGAGCACAGCAAGCCGUGGACCUGCCUCUACCACGCCGUCCUCGCCAUCGGCUCCCAGCACGCUGACGGCGGCACCUUCGAGCCCGGCAAAGGCGAGUCUUGGCGCCUCUUCUCCGUGAGCCUCGGCAGCUUCUCGGACCUCCUGCUGCUGCCGGAUUCCCUCACGACCCUGCAGGCGCUGACGGCCAUGUCGUUGUACGCGCUGUGCCUCUGCGGACUCUCGGUUGAGCCCGUCAUCAUGUCGGAGGCGGCCCGGCGCGCGCAGAUGAUGUCGAGCCACAACUUCACCGGCUCGGCGGCCUCGGCGUACCAGAAGGCCUUUUGGUCCAUGUACAUCAUUGAAAAAGUCACCAGCUUCCAUAUUGGAAGAAGCUCUAGCUUCGUCGACUGUGACAUCUCCUGCCCUAUUCCAGUCACCCCCGACGCAACGAUCGCGGGCUUCAACUCGUUCCUGCACCUCGUGCGGCUCUCGCGCUUGCUCUCCCGGGCGUACACGUCCCUCUUCUCGGUGGGUGUGUCGGGGAACUCCAGCUCGUACUACCUGGACGUCAUCGACCAACUGAACGUCGAGCUGGAGGCCUGGCGGACGUCGUUGCCGGACAACGGCUUCAGGCCGGGCGGGACGGUUCGCGCCCAAGCGAUCCUGGAGCCCAUGGCCCGCUCGCUCGCCGUCGUACUGCAUUACCUUUAUUACAGCCUCCUCCUGACCCUCUCGAGGACCAUGUUGGUCUACUUGCCGACCUCGGAUGGCCCCGUGGCGGUGGCGCCCGAGUUGGCGGCGAAGAGGUCGUCCAACUUGAAGACGACCCUCGACGGGUCCCGGUUCAUUCUCGAACUGACAUCGAUGAUCGAGGUGGAGCCGUACACGAACACAUGGGUCAUUGCUGGGAUCCCCAUCACAGCGCUCUUCGUGCUCUUCGACAUCGUGAUCCACGACCCGCAGCUGCCAGACACGGCGUCCAACCUGGCCCUGCUCGACAUGGCGGCGGGCCACUUUAGCAGGAUCGAGUUCGUGAGCGGCGGAGCCGUGCCGGGAUCACUCAUCGCCGAGUUUGCCAAGAUUGCGCGGGAUUACGUGAACGAGAUCCAGCAUUCGGAACAGCGGACGACAGAUGCCGCGAAGCCGCCGACUGCAGUCUCCACCACGGCAGCCCAAGAACCGGCGUUUGAGCUCCAGGACAGCCAACAGGCGCCACAACCAGACGCGAUGCAGAUGGAUCUUUCCGAUACCAUGGCGAGACAUCCCGUGAUGCCCGGUCCCCUGCAGAGUGGGUUCGUUGACUUCUCAUUCUACAACGGGAUGGACCAGGUGUCUCCAGGUGCUCCCAUGGGAACCAACGUUAUGGGAUUGUUCAGCUACUUCCUGCCUGACCUGGACCCCAUGUUCUACCAGGGUCUGACGCAGGAUUACGACAUGCUGCCGAGCGGAGGGCCCGUCAACUAAGGUGGCAGUAGACGUCGAGAACGGCACAUAGCGUGGAUUCCAAAAUAGUGGUCACUUGCCGUGCCAAGUUAUCCAAUGGGUGGCCGGUUGCAGCAAGAUGCAUACGAUAUGAUACCCAGUACAUCACUCCGCUAUCAUAGAGAAUGUACAGUACACCAUGUGGUACGCUACCACGCAUGCUUAUCAAUGUCCAACACUUGGCGUUUGCGGCGUGUUGACCACCGCUUCAACAGCUGGCCUGCGCACUUGUAGACGGGGGAGCUUGGCGGGAAACUACACAUCGAAAAAGGAGGUGGGCAUCGCGAGGUCUGCGGUGGCGGUUGGCUCCGGCAUUCCGGGCUUUCGCUCCGGUCCGUCUACAGGGAUC